Mya arenaria is the source of this 3316-nucleotide messenger RNA. RefSeq lists its product as uncharacterized. Lineage: Eukaryota; Metazoa; Mollusca; Bivalvia; Myida; Myidae. The transcript is spliced from 12 exons. The coding region runs from base 52 to 3150 and encodes 1032 amino acids. The record is from RefSeq and is a predicted model, not a curated record.
CGCAAACUGAAUCGUUGCCUAAUAAUUAACUAUAGCGUUUGAUUGAUAUAAAUGGAUUAUCUUGUGCUUUGUGUUUGCUUUACACUUCAUUUCCUUCAAGUUAGUGCCGACGGCUGUACUUGGGGGGAAUAUGACGACUGUCCGGCUUGGAGCACCUGCACAGCAAGUUGUGGAGGAGGAACUAAGUCAAGAACGUGUGAGUCUUGUUUUUGGAGAAUAGACAAGGCUUUCACUGAACGAUGCAACGAGUUAUGUUACCAUGGAAACACAUAUUCUGGCGGGAGAUGUCAUUGUUCCAGCUGGCGAGAUGGAACUUGUUGUGAAGGCUGCAGGACAAACUUUAUCGUAAACUGUCCAACCUCUCAGCACCAAUGCAGUGGAAAUCCAGAUGGUAUCCGCUGUCUUCGAUGUGACGACCCGUACUAUAGUGAAGGUUAUAACGGAGGAUGUUCUGCAUGUCCCGCUAUCACCAAUUGUAAGGGCAGAAGCUGCACAUCAGCCUCCAACGUCAUCUGUAAAGAGUGUAACGAUGACAAUGUCUUCUUCAAGCGUUACAACAUAGACAAGGAGUGUCAACGGAUGUGUUCCUGGGACAACCACUUUUGUUGGCCUGGCAGCUGCAGCACAAAUGGUCUAACCAAGGACUGCACGUGCGCAACGGGGUUUAGGAAGAUUUUAAAUUCUGGGGAAACUUCUUGUCAACCAACCAAGAAACCAUCUAUAAUAACUUGUGAUACAGUUGCAAUCGGUCAGAACGGUGAAAAGAAGAGGGCAAUGUCAUCAAAUCUUUCAAGUGCGUGUCACCAUUUGCAAGAUAUGUAUGGAAAUUAUCAACCAUCUACACUUCAGUUUGAUUUGAGCACGGAAUACACAAUUGACAUUUCCAGAUACUCGCCGCCUGCAUUUAUUGUCGAACAGGCCUUCGGAAUAACAGAUACAACAGUAUAUAUAAAACGUCAAUCUGUAACAGCUUUGCUCACUACGAUAACAACGGACCGACGGCUUAUCGAUAGAAACUUGAGCCAGUUUGUUAAAAGCACGCAUUACGAUUCACAUAAUCUUACCGUUUCCUCAAUUGCAUACUCACUCACAAAUGGCCAGGCAUUGUGUUUAGAAUACGAAGCUAAUGGUGGUGGUUACUUAAUCGCCAAGGAUAUGAGAACCCACAUUGUUCUAAGCUCUAAGCCUUAUAACAAAACUGCGGAACAACGGACCGUCUGCUAUCGGUACGACAGCCAACCACCUGAACAUUGUUUUGAACUAUCGACAUGUACCAAUGAGCCAAUCCAACUGGACAAACGGAUUACACGAUCUAAUUUCCAUCACGUUGAGUUUAAAGGUUGGUUCGAUCCAGUCCCUCCAGGGGGAGCUUCAUCUACCGCUUCAUCCAUUGAGAGCUACGCGAUUUCGGUUAAUGAGGUUUUGCCAUCAAAGGGGACAAUGAAGGUAGAUUACGAAACCAACGUUUCAAGUAAAAAGGUCAACCACACAAUCAAAAGCAUGGAUCUCAAUCUUUCUUCAGACACACCAAAACUCUAUUGUUUUACACUGGAGGUUAAAGAUGUGGCUGACAAUGUCCGUCAGUGUCGGCGUUUCGUUCUUUACGAUAACUCUUCGUCUAUUCAAAUUUGGAAUCAAAAGCCAUUUAGAUUUACAUCCGCCUCACCUGACACAGACUAUGCAUGGCAAACACAUCACAACGAUGUCUGCGUUAGCUGGAAAGAUUACUUUUACAACGAUUUCUACAUUAAUAAUCCACUUUUAAAUCCUAUUGAGCCCGAUCCGCACGGCAUUAUUAACGGUCCAUACGAGCAAACAGUUGGAGAAAUUCCAGUCUCAGGGACAACAAAUGUAUACGGAGUUAUUGCAUACAAUCUUUCGUGGAGCCAUAAUCAUGGUUCAUUCUCAGGAGAAAUACCUGUUCCCUCGUUCACGAAUCAAUCGUUUUGCAAGGAUUUGCUUGUUAAUGACGGCGAUCUUUAUACAGUGAACGUAAAGGCUAUUGAUAUAGCUGGAAAUACCCUUAGUGGUAACCGAACUGUAUCUAUCGAUCGCUCAGCGCCACUCCUCAACGAUAUUUGGCUUCAGAAAGAUGGAUACAAAAUGCUGUUUGUUCAUUAUAGCACGGACCUGUCAAAGAUAAAACUGGCGUUCGAUGCAUUUGACAAGCACAGUGGGAUUUGCUGUGUAGCUUGGACAUUUGGUUAUGCAAAAGAUGACACAAAACUUUUAUCAGGGCAAAUUGGGGUUCAAAAGGAAAUGUGUGAUAUCGAGUACGAUAGCACUUGCUAUUGUCCGCAGGUUGGGCACUGUGAAGUCUCCAAGUACAACAUCGACCUAUUCGAAAGCAUAAAUGAUAAUAUGAUCAUCGGUGUACAGAAUGAAGAAUACUUCUUCAAUAUAUCGGUCAAGAACAAUGCAGGCUUGAUGAGUGAAAAACGUAUAACCAUACUUGUAGACGAAACUCCGCCACAAGUGGGCAAUGUAUCCAUAGAACAAUCGCAAUUCAAUGAUACUAAUGGUACACAACGAUACAUAGUUGCCGUUUGGCAAGGAUUUUCUGAUCCGGAGAGUGGAAUUAGAUCCUACCGUGUAGGUGUAAAUACGCGAUGUUUGAUGAAAGACGAAAUGUACACGACAGAAUCGUUGUUUGUGGAGCUUUCAUUUAACAAAUUUUCAACAGAGAUAUAUGACAAUUCCACUUGCACAACUUAUAUUACUGUCGUUGCAAUAAACAACGCUAUGCAGCCCUCGUCAACAUUAUGUAUCGAAGGAAUAACUAAGCCUGUUGGAGACAAUUGUAAAGCAUCUAUGCAUAAAGAAGAUAAUACGGUGUUGGCAGUUUCGCUUUCUACCUCCGGAGCUAUAGUUGUUAUUCUUUGUGUGGCUGUUGUUGUCUAUAUUGUGAUCAAAAGGCGGCGAUCCAAUGCUAAGCCAAAGACAAAGGAUAGUCGUGUAUUUUAUCAUAAAGAUAAUGUUUACAUCGAGUGGACUGAGCAAGAAAAUGCUAGUGCUCACUCGCCGUAUAGUGAUAUAAGCAAAAGCUGUGAGGAGAACCCCUACGACUCAGUCUCAGGUGAAAUUGGAAUGAACAGACUUUCCUCCGUGGAUAAUGCAACAUACAUGAACCUUCAACUCAAACCGUCGUAAUUUUUCGAAUGCUCCACUUUGGGUUUCUAAUAUUUGUUUUUAAUUUCAGUUAAACCGAUUAUUAUUUUGGAUAUACGUUCAACUUUUUAUUUGGUGGUACCUCUGAUACAAAAUGAAAAUAGAAAUAAGGCGUAAAAUGUAAAAUUUCGGUUUGUUUCAAGUUAAA